GCCGGCAACUUGCGAUCGACGCGAUCGAGCUGACACGAGUUACACUGCUGUAUCCUCAAUCUGUCCGCUACCCUGUUUCUUGGACACGUAUCAACUUGUUACCUGUACAACUGCUAGGCUUGUAGCUCUGCAGUCAUGUCGGGAGACGGCCUCCGUCAGAGGAAGAAAGAUGCAAAGGCAAAGAAGACGUCUGGCACGCCUGCUACCAAGUAUCCGGAGAUUAGUUCAAUAAAGUCUUCGAUUUUGUUGUUCAUAGCUAUGUUUACUAUAGGAUUUUUAGCGUUGUAUAGUCCAAAGGUUGCAUGGAGACUCAUUAGCCCUUAUUUUACUCCACAGCCAGUCUGGGAACCAGUACCACCGUCGAGGGGUGUCAGUGCUGUCGACUUUUCAGCGGAUGUACCGAAAAGAGAGGCUACCGUUGAAGCUUUCAAACAUGCUUGGUUGGCGUAUGAGAGGGACGCUAUGGGCGACGAUGAAUACCACCCAAUCAGCCACAAAGGAUCCAACCUUAGUGAAUCAGGAGGAAUAGGAUACACUGUGGUUGACUCUAUUGACACGAUGUUCAUGAUGCAUUUGGAUGAAGAGGCUCAGAGGGCGAGGGAAUGGAUCGCUACGGAGUUGUCUUUUGACCGGGAAGGGAAGUUCAAUACGUUUGAGACCACCAUCCGAGUUCUCGGAGGCCUCCUUUCAGCCUAUCACCUUUCCGGCAAUGAUCCUCUCUAUCUCGAGAAAGCCAAAGACCUAGCGGACCGUAUCCUUCCAGUAUUUGAUACUCCGUCCGGACUCCCAUUAUCUAUGGUCAACCUUGCUCAACGGAAAGGUAUCUCGGAUGUGGAUAAUCGUGGAUUUGUUAGUACGGCGGAGGCUGCGACAUUACAGCUGGAGUUCAAGUAUCUGAGUUUGUUGACUGAUGAAGAAAUCUACUGGGAGAAAGCUGAGAAGGUUAUGGAAGUAAUCAAAGGGUCGCAUCUUACUACUGGCUUGGCGUCCAUAUUCAUGAACCCAGAAGAUGGACGAUUCGUCCUAUCUGCUAUUCGUUUAGGAUCGCGUGGUGAUUCAUACUAUGAAUAUCUUCUCAAGCAAUAUAUUCAGACUAAUCUCAGCGAACCAGUGUACCGCGUUAUGUAUGAUGACGCCAUGAACGGCGUACUGACACAUCUUGUUCAAAAGAGCCAGAAGGCUGGUCUCACUUAUACUUCAGAACUGAUACCGGAACGCAGCAUGGGUGGCGAAAUUUCAUGGCGACUUACGCCGAAGCAAGACCACCUGGUUUGUUUCUUCGGGGGUUCCCUAAUGCUAGGCGCAAUCACAACAGGCUCCGCCACCGGAAAGGUAUCUGUACCACCAAGAGCCGAUGAGCUGACGGAGCAGGGGAAACGAGAUUGGUUGGCUGGCGUCGAACUCAUUGAGACAUGUAUGAGGACACAUGAUACUGCCACUGGCCUUUCUCCUGAGAUCGUUCACUUCAGAAUUCCUAACGAUGGUAUAGACGGUUCUGGAGCGGCGCAAGAUUGGUAUAUCAAAGGUGCACGACCUGGUGAAUUUCCACCGUACGACGCUCGUUAUAUCCUUCGACCGGAAACAGUCGAGUCGCUAUUCAUCGCUUUCCGACUAACGGGGAAUAGGCUAUACCGCGAUUAUGGUUGGGCAAUAUUCGAAAGUAUCCAAAAGUACUGCCGCAUAGAAUCUGGCGGAUAUGCCAGCGUUGUCAACGUUGAUGAGGUCCCUGUAAGACACGAAGACAAGAUGGAAACUUUCUUCAUGAGUGAAACCUUGAAGUAUCUAUAUCUACUAUUCGAGGAUGCGAAUGUGCUACCGCUAUCACAGUAUGUCUUCAACACAGAGGCACAUCCGUUCCCCAUAUUCCACCCCUCCAUCCGGACGGGAUUCUCAUGAGCAAGCUAUACCUCCGCUUGAUUUACUCCACGAUGUCGUGGUCUCUGUACAUUAUGCUCUUUUGGUCAGAACAUAGAUAUACUUCAUUAUCUCUGGCGCUUCGACUACUAAAGCAGGGCCGAAACUUACGCGAAUUUGAGUGAGUACUUAGCGACUAACACUGUUAUCAUAGCAUGGGCAUACGUCAUUGGCAUAUGGGCAUAAGGCAAGAACACGAACUACAUAGAACUGUACUUUGUGGUGAGUGUUCUGAUAAACGUGCUAUCUGUUAGUACACUAUUAAACGAUUAGCUUUGACUUCUAGUGUUAUCCUAUAUAUCUUCCUAAACGUCUCUGGUAUCAAGGUUAAAAGUACAACUUCUUCCAUGUGAUGCAAUCUAUACAAAUAACGAUAACUGAAUUAU
This is a messenger RNA of Somion occarium, 2300 nucleotides long. The record is from the annotation of a GenBank genome assembly. Lineage: Eukaryota; Fungi; Basidiomycota; Agaricomycetes; Polyporales; Cerrenaceae.